Messenger RNA from Cinclus cinclus, 1623 nucleotides. It is a transcript of the gene SEPTIN10, whose product is annotated as septin 10. Gene Ontology annotation, cellular component: septin ring; septin complex; cell division site. Gene Ontology annotation, molecular function: molecular adaptor activity; GTPase activity; GTP binding. The record is from RefSeq and is a predicted model, not a curated record. Gene Ontology annotation, biological process: cytoskeleton-dependent cytokinesis. Lineage: Eukaryota; Metazoa; Chordata; Aves; Passeriformes; Cinclidae.
AUGCCCGGCAAUCACUGCCGCGGCGGCGGCACCGCGCCGCCCUCCGGCCGGGAGGCACCCGCCAGCGGUGCCCGCCCCGGCGGCGGAGCCGCGGCCCAUCCCCUCCCCGCGCCCCUCCCCGCCGCGUGGCUCUCCCCUUCGGCGGCACUUUUGGCCUCGUCCUUCCCUCUCUGCUCGGGAUCCCCUCCUGCUCUGUCUUGCCUGGGGGGGGCUAUGGCAGCUUCCGAUGCCGGUCGGCGCCCGCAAAAUGUUGGCUGUCGAACUUUGUCCUUGUCUGCUCAUGUUGGGUUUGAUAGCUUACCUGACCAGCUGGUUAGGAAAUCCAUCAAGCAUGGCUUCUGCUUCAAUGUUCUUUGCAUUGGGGAAACUGGAAUUGGGAAAUCAGCCUUAAUGAGCAGUUUGUUUAACACCAAUUUCGAGGACUCUCCAUCAACACAUUUUCUGUCAAGUGUGCAACUUAGAGCCCAGACUUAUGAACUCCAGGAACGUAAUGUUCUUUUGAAGCUGACCAUUGUAAAAACAGUGGGAUUUGGUGACCAGAUGAACAAAGCAGAUAGCUAUCAGCCAAUAGUGGAUUAUAUAGAUGCACAAUUUGAAGCCUAUCUCGAGGAAGAACUGAAAGUUACACGUUCUUUAUUUAGCUACCAUGAUACUCGCAUCCAUGUCUGCCUCUAUUUCAUUUCACCUACAGGCCGCUCCCUAAAAACCCUAGAUUUGUUAACUAUGAGAAACCUAGACAGUAAGGUGAACAUUAUACCAGUUAUAGGCAAAGCAGACAGCAUAUCUAAAACUGAGCUACAAGAGUUCAAGAAAAAGAUAAUGAGUGAAUUAGUUAGUAACGGCAUCCGGAUAUACCAGUUUCCUACUGAUGAUGAAACCAUUUCUGAGAUUAAUACCAUGACAAAUGGUUAUUUGCCAUUUGCUGUGGUAGGAAGUAUGGAGAAGGUGAAAAUUGGAAACAAAAUGGUGAGAGCUCGUCAAUACCCUUGGGGCGUUGUAAAAGUGGAAAAUGAGAGUCACUGUGACACUAUAAAGCUUCGCAGGAUGCUUUGCACAAAUAUGGAAGACUUAAGAGAGAAGACUCGUGCAUAUUAUGAGUCCUACAGACGCUGCAGACUAGAAAAGUUGGGUUGCAGAGACACUGGCCCUGAGAACAAGCCAGUCAGUCUGCAGGAAGUCAUUGAGGCAAAGAGGCUCGAGUUCUGCCUUGAAACGGAAAGAAAAGAAGAGGAGAUUAAACAACGAUUUGUGCAGAAAGUGAAUAAGAAAGCAGCACUGUUGGAAGAGGCAGAGCAACAGGGACUGACUAAAUUUGAACGUUUUGUGCCAAUGCCUCAAGAAGAGGAGCUGAAAUUGGGGGAAAAGAUAAAACUUCUAGAAGAUGAAAUAGCUCGGUUUAUUGAGAAGAAAGCUAUCGAUUCAGUCACAAGUGUGUGUCUCUGCCCCGUUCUUAGUUUGAAGACACAAGGACUGCAAAAAAACCAAGAUUUUCACCUUGAAGUCCAAUGCUUUCAUGUCAGAGAUGAAGGAACUAUGAAUGUUGGGGAGCAGAGCAAGAGGGAGAGUGAGAAGGAGGAGUUAGAGAGACAAAUUCAUCCAGGGAAUUUCAAGAAUAGUAUUUGA